CUAAUCGCUAAACGCUUGAUAAUAAACGAGCAAAUUGUAUUAUUAUACGAACUUGCAUUUAUAACAUAAAAGAUAUGCUUAUAUCAUAGGAUAAUAAUUAUUGGAAAAGCAGUUCUUUACGCUUUCAACGAGAUUCUGGAGAUUAGUAAGCAUUUACGACGUACUGCGUUUUAUGGUGAGGCACAAAAUAAACAUUAGCUAAUAUUACCGUUAUAAAAUUCUUGACAAGUACAUAGUAAGCAUGAGGUAUUAUUGAAGUGUUAAUGACGAUUUCUAAUAAUAGCCUUCAAAAAUACAAUAGCAACGUUGUUUCUUAUCUCUUAUAAAAUAACAUCCUAGAAAUCAAGUAUAUGUACAUAUAUAAUGAACGAUAAAAAAAAACGGCGCAGAGAAUCGAAACUAGAGAGAAACUUAUUUAACGGCCAUGCAAUACCUUGACCACCACAAGAAAUAGACCGUGUUAAAGUUGUACAAGAUCAGAUUAAGAAAUUCAUGAGAUAAUGUCAUAGAUGAAUAAGCGCGGGAAAUACGUUCAACAAUCGUAAAAUCCACAAGAAAUUCGCAAAGGUGAUUGGAGGAAAAGGAGGGGCAAUGCGCUGAGUUGAAGGGCGCGCGGUAACAACGGAGAGGAGAGGAGAGGAGAAACAAGAUCCGAUGGAGAGGGAAUAACCGACUCAUAAACAUUGCAUGCUCAGCGUCAGUACUUCUUUAGUUCAAAGUAAAACAUCACAGCAAUUCGAGCACAACGUUGUCUUGUUUUUUAGCGGCCGCAGCUUUUGCCUAUCUUUCUUCCUCUCGAGUAAUAUGUAAUAACACGAAUUCGAUAGUCUAUCAAUAAGUUGUUCUCAACUGGUGAAAGAAAGAAAACCGGAAACAACGAUACCUAGCAAAUUUUACUGGUAAAACGAGUUUUAGCUGCGUUUUAGAAAAUCAGUGCAACCUCACAUCAGCGGGUUUCAUUAUAAAUUGAAAGAAUAGAAAAAAGAGCGGAUUAAGAGUUAGAGAGAGAAAAGAGAGAUUAAGAGAGUCAAGAGUUGAUCGAAAGUAUCAAGAAGGAAGGAAGAUAUACACGGAAAUUUCUACGAAGAGAAUAAAUUCUGAAUCUAGUUAUUCUCGAAGAUACCUCGGGUUAGAACGAUGGAUUUAGUCUACGUUCCCGAAAUUUUGACCUACGGUUUCUUUAGAGCUCCUCAGUAUCGGGACUACGAGCAGCCGUGGAAUAAAGAUUAUUUUAAUUGUGGUAAGUCAACACAAGUUCAUUCUCAACGAUUGCCACAACAUCAUGAACAAAAAGCACUUUCGAAAGAAAAUUGUUACUUGUGCCGGGAGAACAAGAGAAGAAGUCUCGCGGCUUAUAUACGAGAAAAAUCACGAAGGAAUUCUUGCCAACAAAUUCACGAAGAAGAAGAAGAACAUGACUGCACAGACACUAAAGAAGGAAUCACGAAAACUGAUAAGAAAACGUCAAAGAAAGUUUUAGAAAAUAACGGAUGUAUAAAAAUGAAUAACAUAACAAAAAACGUCAAAUAGAAAUAGAAUGUUUACUUAUUCAUGUUUCAGCAUUUUAAUAUGGUUUCCAGAAAUUGAUACCGAAACAGACGUACCUCGUAUAUAAGGAAUGCAGAAUUAUUGUACCAAACUUCUAUGAUACAUGUAUUAUAUUAUGAUGUGAUGAUUUGAAAUGUUAUUUACCUUUAAAUACUUUUUUCAUAGAACGAAAAAUUUUAAGUUUAUAUUUGUAUUUGUAACAAUUUUAUAUGUUCAAAACCUGUAUAAUGAAUAAUUUAUGUUAUUUUAUAUCUCCUCUGCUAUUUGAUAUAAUGCACAAUUUAUUGAUUUUUUAAAAUAUUAUUUAAAAAAACAUUUUCUACAUAUUCAUGAAAUUAGUAGUUUAGGUAUUAUUUUAAAUGAUACAUAUAUUGAAACAUUUUGUACAAAUAUCGCAAAAAAUCAUCAAUGAAGUACAUAAUAUAUGUAUAUCCUAACAAUUUUUUAUAAUGUGUUAUUCUGUACAUGAGUAACACAAGGUUAUAAAGCAACUGAUAAUAUUAUCUGCCUUUUUUCCCAAAAUCUAGCAUAACCAAUAAUUGCAUUUACAGUUAAUAUGAACUGCAUUAAACUAUAAAUUGACAUAUAUUUAUACUAUUCUAGAAAUACUUUAAUAUUUAAAAAAAGUAGAUUAACUAGAUAUUCAAUGAAGAAUUGAAUAAUUUAUAAGACUGAAUAUGUACAUAAAGUUAUAUAAAAAAAUACAUCUUCAAAAAUAAAGUAAACCUAACUUAAGUUUUCUGUAUAUUGUAUAAGAAAAGAAAACAUAUACAUAAGUAAUGAUUCACUAAUCAUUAAAGCCAUAAAAGUCAUAACAGCUUUAAUGACUGUUACAACAAAGAACUUUGUCAUUGAAGAUUCAAUAAAAAAAAAAUUAUUUACUUAUGUCAAA
Molecule: messenger RNA, 2440 nt
Organism: Bombus pyrosoma
Lineage: Eukaryota; Metazoa; Arthropoda; Insecta; Hymenoptera; Apidae
Exons: 2
Coding region: 1138-1530 (130 amino acids)
Source: RefSeq, a predicted model, not a curated record